GAAAGUGAGUGGAAAAAGUACAUACAUAUAAGUACACUUCCAUAAUGACUUAUGCGUUGUGAAAAAUAAAACAAAAUUCUAUAUACAUCUUUUUAAAAAGAAAAAAAAAAAAAACAAUGUGCCUUUUGAAUAGGUCCUUUCCCGCACAUAUGAGGAAAGUGAAAAUACCUCUACACUUCUCCACAACAGGUAAACCUUUUUAAAAGCUUGUUCAAAGUUGCGCUCAGUACUGAAUGUUCUACUGUCAUUUUGAGAAGCGACGAGAAGGGCCUUCAAAGCGCGUUUUAUAUUCACAAAAAUGAUAACCCAUGUGAGGGGCACAAUAAUGUAAAAGCGGAGCUACUUUAGAAACCUAAUUACGAAUGCUUGCCUUCCUUUUCAUCCUGUUUGUGAGUUGAGACUUAUCGAGCGAUUUGAAUCCCUCCAACGCGACAGCGCAAAUUUCAGCAGUGCAUAUGGUAAAAAGAUUGGAGGGAAAAGAGGCAGAAUGUGGGAGCAGUGGUACACUUCUUCAGUUGAGAGAAAUAACAAAGAAAAAAAGAAUAAACUCAAGGGGUAAUCUUUUCAUCAGUCGCUUAUAUGCGGUCCCAUCCUUUGGGAGGUUAAGUUCAUUCAAGUCGUACGCGCGCAUGUAAAUACAAGUGUGGGGGCGAGUAUAUACGAAUAUUGCACUGUUUUGCCUUCUAUUUUUUAGUGUGGCCGUUUUAACCCGAACCGCUCAUAAUUUAAGACCGACAAAUUAAGACUACCAAUUUAAGACCCCCAUUUUAAGACCCCCAAUUUGCGUCUUGCGAGAGCACAGACUGCACCUCGCACAAGCACAAACAUGCUUCACACAUAUGGGUAGUGUACGGUAAUGCGGUAAUUUUGCAAAGGAAGGUACUUAGCCGAAAAAUUAACAAUUAAACUUUUUUGUUGACAAAGUUUCCCCCCUUUUUGUGCGAACUUUUUUUUUUUGAAUAAAGAGCAUUUGUGAGAUUAUGAGACUGCCAUCUUUGAAGCUAAUUUUUAUCCCCGUCCUGUUUGCAACAUUUUGGAAAAAGUUAAAAUCUCAGAAAAGCAAAGGAGCUGAACCCUUAAAUCAGAUGCCGACUGAUAUGUCCGAAGAGGAGAAGGAAGAAGUGUAUGAUGAGUUUGUGGAAUAUGAUUUGAACAAAGAUGGCCUAAUCGACGCGGAAGAAAUUAUAUCCGUUUUGAAGAAUAUGAAAAAACCAGACUUUGUGAAAUUUUUCUCCAAAGUAGACUUAGACUCCUCAGGAACGAUUUCGUUCAGUGAAUAUAUGGUAUUUGUGAAUUCAAACUAA
Molecule: messenger RNA, 1304 nt
Organism: Plasmodium vivax (malaria parasite P. vivax)
Lineage: Eukaryota; Apicomplexa; Aconoidasida; Haemosporida; Plasmodiidae
Exons: 4
Coding region: 981-1304 (107 amino acids)
Molecular function (GO): calcium ion binding
Source: RefSeq, a predicted model, not a curated record